AUGUCCCUGACAAAAGCAGCAGAACUUGUUCAAGCACUUCUUCGCAAUCCCACUGUACGCAUCAAGAACAUUGAAGCGACCACGCAAAAGUUGGGCAAGAUUCUGCAAGAUGGCCCCAUCAAUCUGCACUUCAUUAGCGACUUUGAUAUGACCAUGUCACGUUACUGGGUGCGCAACCAGGUGACUGAUGCGUUGGAACGUAAUCCAUCAUGCCAUGGUGUGCCUGCAAGAUACUCCAAAAUGUCUGAUGAGUUUCGAAAGGCGUCGGAUAAACUGGUCAAGACAUAUUACCCGAUCGAGAUCAACCAGAAAAUGUCAUUUGAAGAGAGGUUACCAUACAUGGUAGAAUGGUGGCAAAAGGCACACAACUUGAUGAUCGAACAAAAGUUGUCUCGUGAUGGUAUGUUUGAUGAGGAUGAUGUCCAUACAAUGGAAAUUGACAUUGAGAAUACGAUAGAUCUCCGUAACAUGGCUGAAGAAGCUCACAUCUCUCUCCGUCCACGCGUCGAAACGGUGUUGUCCAUGUGUCACAAGACCAACAUUCCUUUCCUCGUCUUCUCGGCUGGUAUUGGAAAUGUGAUUGAUGAAGUCCUCAAGGCAAAGAAGCUUUUAUAUCCCAACAUGCACAUCGUCUCCAACAUGAUGCACUUUGACGAACAAGGCUAUUGCGAUUCAUUCGUCGACCCACUCAUCCAUGUAUUCAACAAGAGUGAGUUUCAACUCGAGACAACACCUUACUUUGAAUCCAUUGAAUCUCGUGCCAAUGUCAUCCUUAUGGGAGACUCGCUUGGUGAUUUGAAAAUGAGCAAGGGCGUGAAGCAUGAUUUGUGUCUUAAUAUCGGAUUCUGCAACCAUGAUUGGGAGACCACUGAGGACCUCUACACUGAAGCCUUUGAUAUCGUCAUUAUGCGUGAUGCCAACUUUGCACCUGUCGUCGACAUCCUUGAAGCAUUGAAGUGA
This is a messenger RNA of Lichtheimia ornata, 960 nucleotides long. Its product is annotated as HAD hydrolase, family IE. Bases 1 to 960 code for a protein of 319 amino acids. The record is from RefSeq and is a predicted model, not a curated record. Gene Ontology annotation, molecular function: 5'-nucleotidase activity; magnesium ion binding. NCBI's taxonomy places the organism in Eukaryota, Fungi, Mucoromycota, Mucoromycetes, Mucorales, Lichtheimiaceae. Gene Ontology annotation, cellular component: cytoplasm. The transcript has 4 exons.